AGAAUCCCGACAAAUGGAAGUACAAUCCACCGCCACAAAUGAAUCCCGCUAAUACCACAACCGGUGCACCGCCCGGUAGUGGCCCAGGCACCAUCGGCCCCAUAGGCAUGGGCGCUGGCAUUGGUAGUAUCGGCACGAAUGGUGGCUUACACCCUUCCAUGAGUGGACCCUCCCAGAUGGGUGUCGGACAGAUGGGCGUAGGUGGUGGUAGCGCAGCCGCUGCUGCCGCUGGCAUGGCUGCCAUGCACACAGCUGCUGUGGCCAAGCACAAUCAUAUGAUGUCACAGGUUGUUGCAGCACAACAACAACAUCAACAACAGCAGCAGCAACAUCAACAACAGCCGCCACACCCGGCACACCAGCAACCAGGACCACAACAGCAGCAGCAGCAGCAACAACAACAGCAAGGACAACAACAUGGUGGCGGCGUUGGCGUUGGCCAGCAAAUGGCGCUCUCGCACUCACAACAACAGCAACAACACCAACAGCAACAGCAACAGCAGCAACAACAACAACAACAGCAGCAGCAGCAGCAACCACAUGGACCGCCACAUCCCUCUCAAAUGGCAUCACAUCAGCAAUUCGGCUCGAAUUUACUAAAUCAUGCCAUGAAUAAUCCAGCUGCUGCUGCAGCAGCUGCCGCCAUUGCUGCUAGUAUGCAACCGCCGCACAUGCAGAUGGCAGCCGGCAUGCAAGCGGGCAAUUGCAGCAUGUACGAUCAUCCCGGCGUGCAUCCCGGUGUGGGCAUGAACGGUGUACCCAAGCCACCAGGCCCACCGGGACCACCCGGUCCAACUGGUGGACCCGGCGAGUUAGUGUACUUCGGCGGCCAGCCACCAAAUGCAGCUGCAGCUGCUGCCGCCGCCGCCAUGGGCAUGUUGCCGCAAAAUCAUUUCAUGAACAAUGCUGCCGCGGCAGCUGCAGCCGCAAAUCGCAAUGCAGCAGCGAUCACCACAUCCACUGCCAAGAAGCUAUGGGAGAAAUCCGAUGGCAAAGGUACCACUUCGGGUGGCGUAACCGGUGGUCCUUUAAAUCCACUACACAUACCCGGCGUAGGCGAUCAUCCAGUUUGGAAAGACUCUACAUGGUCAACACAAGGCGAAAAUAUACUGGCACCGCCACGCCCGCGUACUUUUCCACAAGCACCAGAUACGAAUACGAGCACCAAUGCCGGCAUUUUGAG
Molecule: messenger RNA, 1183 nt
Organism: Rhagoletis zephyria (snowberry fruit fly)
Lineage: Eukaryota; Metazoa; Arthropoda; Insecta; Diptera; Tephritidae
Product: maternal protein pumilio-like
Biological process (GO): positive regulation of transcription by RNA polymerase II
Cellular component (GO): mediator complex
Molecular function (GO): transcription factor binding; transcription coactivator activity
Source: RefSeq, a predicted model, not a curated record